AUGAGUGGCAACGCGGUGCAGCCGCUCAGGCGGAACAGCGUGGCUUCCAGGCGCGGUCCGUCCGCGGUGAAGAAAUCAGCUCCGUCCGAGAACGGCGUCAACACCCCAAGCGGGGCCCCGGCGAAGCCCUCCUCGCCUAACCAGCCCUCGUACGUGAAUUGAUACAGUUCGAUUUCCAUCCUGGUAUGUUGAAACUUGUUUGUUUGAUAGAGUGUUGUUGAGGGGAAUGAAUAUUUGCAGGGUGAACGGAGGGGAGAGGACGGUGAAGAAGCUGAGACUGUCCAAAGCUCUCACUGUUCCCGAGGGCACGACGGUGUCUGAUGCUUGCAGAAGGAUGGCAGCUCGGCGGGUGGAUGCCGUGCUCCUCACGGAUGCUAACGGCCUCCUCUCUGGGAUUCUUACGGAUAAGGUGGUUUAUUUUGUCACUUUCACUUUUGCUGAACCGCAGCUUUUUAUUUAUGGUUUUUGGAAAUUUGCGUUCGUACUUGUACAGGAUAUUUCCACUAGGGUUAUAGCAGAGGGCUUGAGACCGGAGCAAACUAUAGCGUCUAAGAUCAUGACGAGGAAUCCGGUGUUUGUCACAUCUGAUUCCCUUGCAAUUGAGGCUCUGCAGAAGAUGGUCCAAGGUAUCUCUCGCUACGAAUUUUGAUACAUUAUUUUGCCAACUGUUGAACCUCAGGUUUUAAUGUUCAUAAGGUUUUGGAAUGUGCCAUCUUUAAACAAAAAUAGUUCUAUAUGGCCUAAUUCGGAAAUUAAUUGGAUAUUUCAUUUAGACAGUUCGGUUUAUGUCGUCAUCAGAGGACUUUGAACGACAUUGUUGUAUCCGAAAUGUUAUUUAUUAGUUUACAAUGAGGAAAAUUUCGGUUAGAAGUGAUCUAGAUCUCGGUGUUUAAACGACCCAGGCUAAAAUAGGAAGGAAGGGAUGCGAGAUACCCCUGGCAUACCUUCAUGCGGCUGAGAAUCAUCCUCCAUACGUGCUUAAGGACCAACUUCGUAUAAUUGAAGCAUACAUGAAAGUUAUCCGCAGAGAUAUCAUAAUAAACCCAUAGGUUGGCCUGAAAGGGCUUGUACUGAACCGGAUUCCAUCUAUAGAGCAUAGUUGAUUCAAGUUGACGAUUUAUAUCAAACGUUGGAGCCUUAUCUAGAACAACAUAUCUACAGUUGGAUGCCUUUGAGUUGGUCCUAAGAACCAAAUAUUCCUUAGGGUUUCUCUCUUCGCAGGGGAAUGAAUGGAUUUCUUGAGCCAUCAGCUAAGAUCAUUUCUGCCGAACAAUUCUCACAUCCACAAAGGGCUCUAUAAUGUCCAGGAAGAAUGGCAGGGACAGCUUUUCUGGUCAUCGUGGGACUAUAUCGUUCAGCGUUCAUAUGAAAAUGAACAAAAAAUAUACAGUGUUGUAUCUAUCUAGGAGCCUUCCAUCGACUAUUUUAAGGCUUAUGCCAAGUCUAUUUCUUCGCAGGAAAAUUUAGGCACCUCCCGGUUGUAGAAAAUGGAGAAGUUAUUGCCUUGUUAGAUAUUACGAAAUGUCUUUAUGAUGCUAUUUCGAGAAUGGAAAAGGCAGCAGAGCAGGGAAGUGCAAUUGCUGCUGCUGUGGAAGGGGUGGAACGUCAAUGGGGAAGCAACUUUUCUGGUUAGUUUUGCUUAUUUAACUUUUUGAUCUUUGAUAGAUGUCUGAAUUCUUGAUAGAUGCAUAUAACGUGUUUAACAUUGAUGUGAGUGAAAGAUGAUGCUUCCCGAUGCUGUAUUCUUUUGUAGAUGGAUACAAGUAUUCAUGAAAAAAUCUUAAAUCAUACUUUUGUCUCAUAAUAGCAAAAUUAUACUCUUUAGGCAUGAACAAUGAUAUUUUAUCGGUUAUCUUUGUCAUUUUCUGCGUAUGGUUUCCAUAAUAUUACAUGAAACUAUUCUCGGAUAUUUUUAACCCUGGUUAUUUUGCGAUAAGAAUCAAUGGGUUAGCAUCAAGACAUCUUUGCUGUGUUCACUGCACAAGAUGACAAAUAAGGGUGAUUUCAUGAUAAAUUCAAUCGAUAAUCAUCAAGUAUAGAUCUAAAGCGACUGAAGACAACUUUCGCUAGGUCGUUUUCGUAAUAAAUUUUGCUGAAAAGACAUUCCAUGGAAAUAACUAAUCUAAAAAUAUCAAGGUAUUUUUUGAAGGAUGCCCUUGACGUUCUUAUUCUUUUCUCCAGCACCUUAUGCUCUAAUAGAAACACUUCGGGAGAGGAUGUUUAAGCCUUCUCUGGCAACCAUCAUCAAUGAGAACACCAAGUAAUGUUAAAUUUUACUUGUUAUCUUGUAGUAUGCGUCGGCUUUUUUUACUGGGCUUUAUUUCAAUAUCUUUUUUAAUGGAUUCGAAUUUUUUUGCUUCUCAGAGUUGCAGUGGUCUCAUCAUCGGAUCCUAUAUAUGUUGCAACAAAAAAGAUGCGCGAACUACGAGUGAAUUCAGUGGUAAUCGCAAGUGGGGGCAAGCCUCAGGGAAUUCUUACGUAUGCAUAGUUUUCUUUUAAUUCCACAUGUUUUACUGGUUGUCUGUUGCCCUAGUCUCCCUUUCUCCUGUUGCAUUCUGAUGGAGGCCUUUUAUAUAUCUCUCAGAUCAAAGGAUGUUCUCAUGCGAGUAGUAGCUCAAAAUCUUUCGCCUGAACUCACUCUUGUGGAGAAGGUGCUAAUCUCAUCAAUUUAGAAUCUUGUUAGUAUUUUCCUUCUUUUUUUUUCCGUUUGCCCUUUCUUUAAUGUCACGGAUAAGCCACAGUGGUGCUAGGUAAAAUCUGUUGAAUGACCCUAACUCACAUCUUUCCGUUUUAUAGCUCAAACAGGCUUAUAGACGCUUACAACAGAAACCCAAUGCUCAUUUUGUGGAGACAAUUGGAUUCUUGGAUGUGCUUUCUUCCGUGAGAAUUGUUACCUUGGCCAAAUUCUCUGUCGACCUUAUAGAUCAAGUCUCAGUUCCAGCAGAGCCAGUUUUUGCUACCAUAUCCUUAUUGUUUGGUGUGCAAUUACAAAACUCAAAUGAAACUUUGCUAAUAUCUUUAACAUACCUAGAUACCCGUCUAGAAAGAGAAGACAAAAAAUAUGAUUACUAGUUCUUACUCGUCUGUUGCCCCUGUUUUUGCUAGUUAAUCAUUAUCCUUUGAUGUCUAGAUGGAAAACUCCAAUCAACUCCUCUUGGUUACUAUAAUCUUUCUGUCCCAGUAUCUUCCUUUAUUUCUGAGCUUCUGAUUCCGUCAAUCUGUUGAUAUGUCAAAGGUCAUGACGCCGAACCCUGAAUGUGCUACUCUGGACACCACCAUCCUUGAUGCACUUCAUAUAAUGCACGACGGAAAGUUCUUGCAUCUUCCUGUUCUGGAUGGAGGCAAGUGAUGUUCUCCUGAUUUUGCCUUUAAAUCUUUGUUCUGCCAUGUGUGAUAUUUGACUGAGAAUGUUAAUCCGCAGAGGGAUGCGUCACUGCCUGCGUUGAUGUCUUGCAAAUAACUCAUGCAGCCAUUUCAAUGGUAGGUAUACCGUGUUUGAACCAAAUUCCUUCACCUGGUAGCUUUGUACAAUGCUGAAAUAUUGGAUGAUGUAUCUAAAAUGUACCCACGUUUUCUAUGGCUGCCAGCCACGAACUCGUGGCCGAUGGUUGACUUUUUCUUAUAUUUGUGGCAUUUUGAGCUCUAGGUGGAUGGAGGAUCCAAUGCGGCAAAUGACGCGGCGAUGACAAUGAUGCAGAAAUUCUGGGAUUCAGCUCUUGCUCUUGAACCCCCUGAAGACGAAUAUGAUGACACUCACAGGUGAACUUUUCGCUCCAUACGGCACAGAAUGUUCUCGAACUCGGCCUCAUUGCAGUCUGUGGGAUUCCACUGUGUUGCUCUUACAGUGAACUCUCUGCACUGAUGUCGUCAGAAGUCGGUGAAGCAGGAAGGCUCACAUACCCCUCUCUGGGCCUGGGGAACUCAUUUGCUUUCAAGUUUGAAGAUCAGAAGGGCCGCGUACACAGAUGCAACUGCAGUGAGUGCCUAAACCUUCCUCGAGCUUCGAUGAAUUUUUAAUAUGUUUUUUUCUUUGAUUCCCAUCUCCUCGUCUCACUGCAGAUGCAGAGAACCUGAGCGAGCUCAUUUCUGCUAUUAACCAGAGAACAGGAACCGGGUCUGCCCAAGAAAAUCCUCAGCUUUUGGUGAGCUCUCUGAAUGACCCUCUCAGUUUUAGGCAUCGCCGCUGCUGAUGCGGCAACCUCAUGAACCAAUGCAUGCAGUAUGAGGACGACGAAGGCGACAAGGUCCUCAUAUCCACGGACAGCGACCUGGCGGACGCUGUGAACCAUGCAAGAGUAGCUGGCUGGAAGGUAAAAUCGACUUCUAUACGCUUUAGUAUGAUAACCUGGGGAACCCAAUUGGCGCCUAAUAUUCACUUCUCUGCAUGGUUCUCCAGGUGCUGAGGCUGCACAUUUACUACUCUAAUACGCUGAAGCAGAUGACCGCGCCUUCAGAGCUCGCGCCCGCGCCAGUUCAGAAGAGUGAUUGGACCUCUCUCCACACCGGGGCUCUAGCUGGUGCAGUUCUUCUAACAGGAAUCGGUCUGUUGGUCCUUUUAAAGCGACCCAAGUCGUGA
This is a messenger RNA of Spirodela intermedia, 4576 nucleotides long. The record is from the annotation of a GenBank genome assembly. Lineage: Eukaryota; Viridiplantae; Streptophyta; Magnoliopsida; Alismatales; Araceae.